Molecule: messenger RNA, 2328 nt
Organism: Fusarium verticillioides 7600
Lineage: Eukaryota; Fungi; Ascomycota; Sordariomycetes; Hypocreales; Nectriaceae
Exons: 2
Coding region: 1-2328 (775 amino acids)
Source: RefSeq, a predicted model, not a curated record
AUGGACCUUGCCACGCGCACCCUCGAUCUUAGCCGUGCUAUUCUCGAUAUCCUUAAUAAAGAAAACAGCGUUCGCGACGCAGCCGGUGAAAUUCUAGAAUGGCUCGGCCGCGAGCGCAUAGACAAGCAAGAAUAUCAGUACUGCGUCGAAGCCUUGAGCGCCCAAGCCUUUCCAAAUGCCAGAGGUCUCGAUAUACAGCACCAAGUUCGAUCAUCGGAACAGAAAGUCUCCAGUGUUGCCGGUUUGAAAUUGAAGCUCUCUACAUCCAUUGGGCGAUGGAUGUUGAGUGACCCCAAUCUUGUAUACGUUGUAACGACAGUGGCAGUCUGCAUGAUGUAUCAUGACAUGGAGUAUGCCGUUGAAGUACUGUGCAACUUCGCCUUGGAUCAAGGUGGCCACGAAGAGGGAGUUUCAUAUCCCCGAAAUCCGUAUCGGAUGAGGCUGAAGCCUGUUGUCACCAAAUUCGUGGACAGUGUUGCUUUGAAUAUUGUCAACACUGGGCAUGACUUUAACUCGGCUCUUCCGAGUGCGUUGAAUGGCAUUUGCAGUCAUCCAUUAGAGGCGCCUCAAUUGUCGGCGAUCAUCAAAGUAGUCGCUCAAGCGCAAAGCGACAUAUUUAUCACGUCUGACCUAUUCCCAGGAGACUUGGUAAUGUGGCUCAUGACCCAUUUCCACGGCAUCCUCGAGAUAUCUCUGAAUGGAAAGGUUAUUCUUGAGGAAGAUCCUGGGACUGAUUCUGUUAGAGUCAUCUUCGCCAUCAAUAAUAGAUGCUCAACUUGUCCUAAUCGCGAUGGAGACUUGAAAAACAACGAGAGUCACUGCUUUUACCGUGAAUCAAAGUCCAGCACAAGGCAAGAGUUAUACGAGACGGGCCUCCUGGCCGACACAAGGCGUGCUCAGCUUUCUCGCAACGAAGUUGCAGAGCUCAGAAUCGCUGCCAGGUCGCUACUACGUUGGCUUUUGGGGCUAGAACUCCGCAUAAGCGAUACGGCGCGUAUAUUUAUUGUCUCAAAGUCUGGCGAUGGAGGCUUUGCUCGCAUUCCCGCCGCCGAUGGUUUUAUUUGUAAACCGCUUGAGGAUCUGCUAGCUGGCUUCCCAACUGUCUUGAACAAAAACUGGGGCGACGCCAAGGGCAGUGAUAGCAGAGCAAUCUACGAAGAGCCUCAGCCGAGCCUUGAACAGGAAACUGAGGGACUAUCCAUGUCGAUGCACGAAAUAAUGCAAUGCUUCCCAAUUGCCAUGUCUUUGUUUGACACGGUUCAACAGAGAUGUAGGUGCCGACAUUGUGGGCAAGGAAGAACCCUCGGAACUGGUUCCUGGGGCUGCCUGAGAGAAUCAGCGCUCGAUGAACUUCUGCUUCUUAUCACUCAUGGUAUAGCAGAAGCUUUUUGCGCAACGAACGUCUCAGGUUUAUCAGAUCAAGAGCACAUUAGAGAGGCGAUACGCCAGAUUUUCAGUGAAAUCAUUGUGCAUUCCACCAUUCAGUGGGACAGGUGGUUUCACCUAGUCGCCCUGGUCUACCUUGGAGGCAACCUCAAAAUUGUCGCACCAUGGAACGGGCGGUUCAUUUUCGGAGAAGAUACUACAUCCGUAGUAGCAUAUCAACGAGGGUCCCUCGUGAUCGCAGCGCCAUGGUUAGACCUCACGGUUGACCUUUCGUCUCAUCGUGUGUUCGCAGCAGCAUUCGGCAAUGGCCAAAUCCGCGGGAUUAACAGUGAAGAAGCGACAAUUGAGUUGGAGAGCUGUAUGAGUGUCGAUGUCCUAAAGGAAUUCAAGUGCUAUACACCGAGUAAUGAAGAACUCGCUCAGUUGGAUGAUGGGAAGUGCAUGGUUGAAUCUGCCUUGAUGUCAAAAGGAGAAGGCUCAUACCGACUUCUCACAAUGCUACGAUCCGAGUCAUAUCGACGGAUUAUCGACCCCUCCGACACCAUUCUCGGACUUUUUCGAUCUUCUUACCCAAGGUGCUGUCAUCCACAUCCUAUGAAAAAGCCAAUUCUCAAAGAUGGCAAACAGUUUCACUUGGCUACAUUUGACCAUGCUGUUGGUGGGUUCAGCGUGGAUCCUUUGGACUUUAACCAUCUCCCCCGACUGCCAGAUACAAUCCAGGUCACCAAGCUUUUAGACACUACCCUGAAGUUUAACGUCACUCUUGGCUUGGUCUCUGAAGGGCCUGUUGUGGCAGAUCGUUGCUGUUUGAGCUGCGCAUGCGAUGAGACUGGACGGGUAGAGGGCAAGCAGCCAUGUAUCGUUCGCAGGGCUCAUGCCACUUCGGGAUCCCGCGAAUUGCGCAAGGUGGGUUAUCCACCAAGCGGCAAUACAGCGAAAUGA